AUGAAAACUGGUAAACUGGUCACUCUAUCGGUGCAAAACCUGGUCGACUGUCCAGUAUACCGUUUAUAUAACAUGAGCACCUGUGCGACCGGUAAUUACAUGCAUCACGCGUUUGAGUACGUGAUGGCCAACGGCAUCGACACCGACCAGAGCUACCCAUACAUCGACGGCGAUAACUACAAGUGUCUGUACGACAAGCGGACAGUUGGGGCCACAAUCAGCGGUUAUGUGAACAUCACAUCCGGCGAUGAGCUGGAGAUGCAGAGGGCUGUGGCCACUGUCGGACCCGUCACUGUCGGCAUCGACGCCACGACCGAUGGCUUUCGGUUUUAUAAGUCGGGCGUAUAUAAGGACACCAAACAUGAGUGCAAAGGCCAGUACUUCGAUGAGUUGCACCACGCGGUCACUGCCGUGGGUUAUGGCACGGAAAACGGGGUCCACUAUUGGCUGUUGAGAAACUCGUACACCACUAAAUAUGGUGAUCAGGGUUAUAUGAAGAUGGCCAGAAAUAAUAAUAAUCAAUGUGGUGUGGCUACCUAUGCUCUCUAUCCGACCGGGGUUAAUUAA
Molecule: messenger RNA, 567 nt
Organism: Medioppia subpectinata
Lineage: Eukaryota; Metazoa; Arthropoda; Arachnida; Sarcoptiformes; Oppiidae
Source: the annotation of a GenBank genome assembly